CCUUGAUUCGUUUGCACCCGUCCCUUCUGGUCACUAAUCAGAUGCCCCUGUCCCCCCUCGAAACCUUAUCUAGCCUAUCCAUUACGGUUUUGCUCGUACCGUAUAUCCCUAUACCAUGGAGUCUCCCCACGUGGCAGCAGCAAUGGUGUCAUGUGGAGCGAGUCCGUGAUGCUAAUUCCCGUAUUUAGAGACCACCGCCACCCCCUCCCCCCAACUAUUUAUGUCUGUCUCUCUCACUGAUCUCACUGUUUGUCCUUCAACAAUGACGAAGCCGCUGAUAGGUAAAUCUGAUGCGCGGAAAUUGGAACGCGGCUCGCGGUAAUCUCCCCGAGCCGUCCAAAAGCCUUCGCUGACGGCAAAAGCGAUCGCAUGCGUAUGCGAACAUAAGAAGAUUAAUUUGAACUUAACCGUUUAUGUUUAUGGCUAAUGUUGUUUAUUUUCGUUUACCAAAUUUGCAUGCUCAGAGCUUUAGUCUUCAAUUCUUUAGUAAGCUUUCAAGAGCCUUUGUUUAUUUUGAAUAGUGCUUAGUGUAGCUUAAUGUGUUGCUAAACUGAUAACGUUCGCUGGAAGGCUUUUAAAUGGUUUAUGCAAUUUUAUGACACUUCCAGCGAUCGUUAUAUAUUAGUUGUGCUUUGUGUUUUCUAUUCGUAAAUGACGUUUUGAUGGCUGUUUUCUGUGUGAUGGCAAAUCUUGUAACAAUUGAAAGUCAUUUUUGAAUAUUAUUGAUUUUUUUAACAAAAUUCUACUAAAUUCAAUAGCUUAUUGUUAUGUUUUAUUUGUAAUUUUAUGUAGCAGUUUUAUCCAUUAAUUUUACUCCGUUGUUUACAUACGUUUAAGUAUCUCUUUAUCUUCUCACAUACUACUCUAUUUCUCUCUCUAUGUCUGUUCUGUCCAUUCCGUUCUCUAUACUUUCUCUCAUCUCUCUGUCUCUUUCUCUAUUUAUAUCUUUCUCUUUUUCUCUCUUUCUAUUCAAUUUCAAAACCACUGCGGUAUACCUCUCUCUCUCAAUCGCAGCUGCAGAUGGCGGCGAUAUCGCCAAUACCGAGGUCGAGCGCGUCAAGCGUGUCGCGGUCGCAAAAGAGCAAAUCAAUGACUACCGUCGAAAGCACAAAGCCGACAGUAAGUUGCAUCGUAACCGAGCGGACAGUUGUGGAGUGUUGAGGCCGUGGUUGCCCCCAAAGGCAAAGCCUCGUCCCGGCGCUAACGUCCUGGCUGAACUGUUAUUGGCACUGCUAGCAACAACAGGCUUAGAUAGCGCGUUAAGAUGACGAACUAAGUAGUCAACUGACUAGGGAUGGGAAGACCAAGACAAGACCUUUUUUUUUUCACAAGCUGGCCCGUAUGUGUGUUUGUGUGACGCUGCAUUAGGAUUGCGCCUGCCGUUUGAAUGUUUUGACGCUCUGUGGACGCAUCUUGAAGAUGCGUUGCAUCUCUCUCUCAAUGCGCUUACAUUACACCGUGUUUGCUAUUUGUUUCUUACUGUUUCUUUUUCAUCUGGUCUUGUCCGAACUGUUAUUUGAGGUUCGUUUUUCUUCUCACCAGCUACCCCCAAGUUGUUGCAAGUGUGCCUGGCUGUUUUACGGCAAAUAAGUGUGUCUGUUUGUGCUUUCUCAUUUAACUUGAAAGUUUGUUGUCCGUUAAAGAGUGUGUGUUUUUAUAACGAAAAAGUCUAGAAUUGCCUGUGGGUUUUUGCAUCCCCGCUUUCGGUUUCGUUCACGUACGCGUACGCUCUGUCUGUCGAAUGGUUUUUGAUUAUUAUUGUUGUGCUGAUGAUGAAGAGUUUUAACUGUGUUUCGUGUCCGUGUUACUUGUUUCUAUUUCUUUCACUCCGUUUUCUUUCUGCCGUUCUGUGUGCUACCUAUUUACCAAACUAUUACUUUCUAUUCUUUCAUACCGAGCUACCACACAAACCGUGUUUUCCGUACGCAUGUUGGCAAGUGUCCUGUGAAUGUUAUGGUAAUCCGGUUCGUAAUGAGGGUGCUGUAAGGAUUAAAUUGUUGUGUUAUACACUGACUGCAUGCUCGAAAUCGACUCUGUUCCUAACUGCUCGAACCAAUCCAACUGCUCGCUCGUUCGUUUGUUCGUUCGUUCGUUCGCUCGCGCUCGCGCUCUGUGCUCGUCCUAGUGGCGCUCUGCCGCAUCGUUCGGAAUGUGCAUAUCGCUCGCUUGCUCUGCUGAUGUUUUUUUCCUUUCGUUUUGUUUAACUUCCUCUUCAUUCUUCUAUUCUAUGGUAUUGUUUUGACGUUUUCUUUCAUUUAAAUUUUGUUUUGUUUUCUUAUCUACUUCUUCUACAUCACUUUCAUGUUUUGAUUGCAUUUCUUGCUUUACGUCGCAUGGGUAAUGAUUCUUGUCAGGAUGUUAUCUGCAUGUUAGCUACUUUAGAAAGACGCACCUUAGACUCACACUUUUGGAAGCACCUCGUGUCUGCACCUCGCUUCCAUGUUAGCUCACGAGUGUGUUUUCGCAUCCUUCACAUCUUCUCACCUGGCGCACCUGCUUGAAAUCUGUACACCACCCCCACCGAUCCCGCCCGCGAGAUUGGAUCACUUUCACCGGACACACCGGGUAGACAGCAGGGGAGACAGCGUGUGACUACGGCGUCGAUCAGCGGCUGCUUAGGGCUCCCCCCAGAAACAAUCGAUCAGUAGGUAGCGAGACCCAACGCACGGACACGGACAGCCGGACUUCGAUAGGAAACCAACCGCCAGGACCAGGCCAACCGGGAGAAGCGCCUUCACUAUGCCGCCCGCUUCGUCAUCGACUCUCACGCACGCUCUAUCUCUCUCUAUCUGUUCUCUAUCCUGCACACCUCACUUCCCCUCUCCAAAUGUCACCAAUCGCGCCCGGUUCCAGUCCCGAUGACGCCGAUCAUCGCGUUCGAGCGGCUGUUCUUUGCCGUGUUCGGCCAGACGUCACCGGACGACAUCAACUCGCAGCGCUCGUCCCGUCCCGAGUGGACGGAGAAUUUGUUCAAGAUAGUAUUUGGCAUUUAUAUGUUAGUCUCCGUAGUAGUGCUCAUUAAUCUUCUUAUCGCUAUGAUGUCGGAUACCUAUCAACGCAUCCAGGCACAAUCGGACAUUGAGUGGAAGUACGGUCUGUCCAAACUGAUCCGCAACAUGCAUCGAACGUCGACGGCACCGUCGCCCAUGAAUCUCGUCACCACCUGGUUCGUGUGGAUCGUGGAGAAAGUGCGGGCACGUAUAGUGAAGAAGAAACGACCGUCGCUGGUGCAGAUGAUGAAUCUACACCGUGGGCAGCAGAGUCCACGCACCAAAGCCGGCGCCAAAUGGUUGUCGAAAGUGAAGAAAGGUCAGGUGGCUCCUAAAGACUCGACAGCGCUUUCCGUUAUGCAUCUGUCUCCUCUUGGCUCGCAAGUCAGUUUCACCACUGUCAAUACGACCCGAAUCGAGAACGUUGCCGACUGGGAAGCGAUCUCGAAGAAGUACCGUGCACUGGUCGGCCACGACUCGGAGGACGGCGGCUCGAUGAAGGACUCCGAGGGCGAUAACCACUCAACCAACAAUGGGCCCGGCGGUGGCGGCGGCGGCAACGAUCAGAUGGGUAACAAUGUGAACGCCAACAAGGUGUAAAAUGGACGCGGCCGCCCAAGCGGCACUGCUACAGAAACUGCCAACUCCGGACUGCGACCGUGGGUGUGCAGACACACCGGUGUAGAACGACCACAACACGACAAAAUCGAAUGUCACUCGUGCUGCCAGCGGAAUGAGGCGCAUACGCCCAGUAGGGGAAGGCGCAGUUAGAUAGAGUAGAUUGUAGGCAGAUUGCAUGCAGGGUGGAGGCAAGGCGUUCAAAUUUUGCUGUAGAUAGAUAGCAAAACUGUACCAUUUGGACACGUUUUGUCCGUGACGGAAGAAGAGCGGGAGAUUGUAUAUAUAUAUAGGGCAGAAAGUUGAUUUUUUUUUGUAUUAUCACCAACGUGUAUAAUAAGCUCCUGUAAAGUAUCGUUUCUGUACCAUAUGCUCGUUCAGUUUGCUGUGUGUUCUAUAGCUAUACACUGUGGUGUCCGAUAAGAGAAAACUUCGCUAGAUACAGUAGGCUAUGCGGUAAAACUACUACGAACUUGCACUCACAGACACGCGAGUGAGUGGAGGAUGAAGGAUGCUUCUGGAUGGGAGUCUGUCCCCUUCCGAUGGGUUGUGUUUAUUCGAUGUAGAUAAUUAUUAUCAUGGCACAACGAAUGAAUUUUUAACUGUCAAGUUUCGUGAUGAGAUAAAGGGUAAGGUUUGUUUUUGUAAAAAAAAAAUCUCAAACGACCCAAAAGGUGCACGGUCAUACCUGGUCGAAUGUUGUAAGCGGAUUAUUAUUUGAAAAGAGAUGGAAAAUAUAUUUUCUAAAAUUGUA
This is a messenger RNA of Anopheles merus, 4362 nucleotides long. Its product is annotated as short transient receptor potential channel 3-like. Bases 2859 to 3590 code for a protein of 243 amino acids. Gene Ontology annotation, biological process: calcium ion transmembrane transport; manganese ion transport; GPI anchor biosynthetic process. Gene Ontology annotation, molecular function: store-operated calcium channel activity; inositol 1,4,5 trisphosphate binding. Gene Ontology annotation, cellular component: glycosylphosphatidylinositol-N-acetylglucosaminyltransferase (GPI-GnT) complex; membrane; cation channel complex. NCBI's taxonomy places the organism in Eukaryota, Metazoa, Arthropoda, Insecta, Diptera, Culicidae. The transcript is spliced from 4 exons. The record is from RefSeq and is a predicted model, not a curated record.